Molecule: messenger RNA, 249 nt
Organism: Penicillium atrosanguineum
Lineage: Eukaryota; Fungi; Ascomycota; Eurotiomycetes; Eurotiales; Aspergillaceae
Exons: 1
Coding region: 1-249 (82 amino acids)
Source: RefSeq, a predicted model, not a curated record
AUGGAGGAAGACCUCCGUGCCCAGGUGGGCGCCAAGGAUCAACCCGUCGAUGCAGUCAAUGACGUCCAGGUCCAGAUUGACCUCACCGAGCGACGUACACCCAUAAAUACCCAACAAGUCUCUGCCGUAAUUACCGCAGAAAAGUUGCAAGAGGCUCCUAAGCAACGCCGCGGCAGAAGCCGCCGUGUUGAAAACGAGUCUGAAGACGAACUCAGCGCAGAACUUAAUGCCCGCAAAGAUCAAUGUUAG